AUGCCCCGCUUCUCCUUGUCCCGGCCGGAUAUCCACCUGCCAUUGCCGAAACCUCUUCGCGCCCUUCCUCCGGCCGUGGUAUGGCAGAUCCUGCUUCUCAUCUCGGUCAACAUCAUCAUCUGGGUCGCCAUCGGUAUCAUCCUACACUUCUACCCGGUCCUUAUCUCAUCUGCUGUCCUAUCUUAUACCCUGGGCCUGCGCCAUGCUCUCGAUGCCGACCACAUCAGCGCCAUCGAUCUUAUGACCAGGCGUCUAAUCGCCGCCGGCCAGCGCCCCGUCAGCGUCGGCACUUGGUUCAGUCUGGGUCACUCCACCAUCGUCGCCAUCACCUGCGUGGUUGUCGCGGCCACGAGCGGCGCGCUGAGGGACCGCUUUGAUGGUUUCCAGAGGGUCGGAAACAUCGUCGGUACGAGCGUCAGCGCCGCUUUCCUGCUCAUCUUGUGUGCAGGCAACGCCUGGGUUCUGUUCCGCCUGGUCAAGAGGCUGAGGACGUUGCUCGAGGGACAGCGCCAGCAGAUCAGAGACGGCGAGGAGGCCCGGGGGCCUGGGGAAGAAGACGCCGCGGCUGGGCAGCUGUCGCUCGAAGGCGUCGGCUUCUUGGCCAAUGUAUUUCGGAAAUUGUUUCGGAUUGUUGAUCGGCCAUGGAAGAUGUAUCCGCUUGGUGUGAUGUUUGGCCUGGGUUUCGAUACCAGCUCCGAGAUCGCCAUCUUAGGAAUUGCCAGUAUCCAAGGAGCUGCUGGCACGAGCUUGUGGCUGAUCUUGGUGUUUCCGGUUCUGUUUACAGCCGGCAUGUGUCUCCUCGACACGACGGAUGGAGCUCUCAUGAUGGCCCUGUACACUUCCAAGGCCUUUUCGCGGGACCACAUCGCGAUUUUAUACUACUCCAUCGUCUUGACCGGGAUUACAAUUGUCGUGUCUGCUUUCAUUGGAGUCAUCCAGGUCCUAACGCUCGCGUUGAACGUCGCUGAGCCGGAAGGCAGCUUCUGGGACGGCGUCGAAGCCAUUGGGGACAACUUCGAGAUCAUCGGUGGCAGUAUUUGUGGGCUUUUUCUCGUCGUAGGACUGGGUUCUGUGAUCGUCUACCGACCCUGGAGAAGAAGGAUAGACCGAAGAGCACUCUUGAGUGCUUCACCAGAUGCAGCGUUUGAUGGUGAGGCGAGCGACCCCAGGGAACCGGAAGGCGAGGCAGGGCAAACGGACCAUCGUGCCGGGGCGUAA
Molecule: messenger RNA, 1218 nt
Organism: Diaporthe amygdali
Lineage: Eukaryota; Fungi; Ascomycota; Sordariomycetes; Diaporthales; Diaporthaceae
Exons: 2
Coding region: 1-1218 (405 amino acids)
Biological process (GO): nickel cation transmembrane transport
Cellular component (GO): plasma membrane
Molecular function (GO): nickel cation transmembrane transporter activity
Source: RefSeq, a predicted model, not a curated record